Messenger RNA from Fragaria vesca subsp. vesca, 1223 nucleotides. Its product is annotated as E3 ubiquitin-protein ligase AIP2-like. NCBI's taxonomy places the organism in Eukaryota, Viridiplantae, Streptophyta, Magnoliopsida, Rosales, Rosaceae. Gene Ontology annotation, biological process: protein ubiquitination. The transcript is spliced from 3 exons. Gene Ontology annotation, cellular component: cytoplasm. Gene Ontology annotation, molecular function: ubiquitin protein ligase activity. The record is from RefSeq and is a predicted model, not a curated record. The coding region runs from base 158 to 1105 and encodes 315 amino acids.
CUUGGUUUCGGGUUCGGUGACCUCCUCGCCAAGCCAACCUUCACUAAAUAUAAACACCAAGACCAACCCAGCUCAGCUCAUCAUCCUAAACCCCAAUUCCAAUUCCCAAUCUUCUUCUCCAUCAAAUCAAAACUAGUCCCAACAACCCUAACCAAAUAUGGAUUCCGAAGACGAACAAUACCUGAAGCAAAGACUAGACGAAUUGCAGAGAGACGUCUCCAAGAAGCAAAAAUUCGAGCCCGCCGUCGCCGCCCUCACCUCUCUCCUCCGCGACCGCUACUCCUCCGCCUCCCCGCCGCUCCGCAAGUCCUACCUCACCGUCGUCUCCCGCGUCGCCACCGUCUUGAAGACCCGCUACACCUCCCCCGGGUUCUGGGCCGCCGGGUUGGCCCUCUUCCGCCUGGCCCUAACCCUAGUUUCCGACCCGGCCGAGAAGAGCCUGUUGCUCGGUUACAUUUCCGACGCCGAGAAAGUCGUCCGGCAAGACGACGAGCCUAGCGCUCUCCCGCCCCCGAAUCAAGGGUUUCUUUUCGAGGGGCAUCUGACGGUGGAUCGGGAACCGCCGCGGCCACAGUGGCUGGUCCAGGAGAGUUUCCUCGCCUCCGCCGCCACUCUCUUCGCGGCUGAGUCUUCGGCUAAUUCGGGUCGGCCCGUGACCGAGACCGGCGGCGACUCCCAGGACACGGCGAAUCUGCUGCAGUCGCUGAUUGACAACCUGGACAGCGUUCUGCCGCCGGGGAUUCUUGACGACGUGAGAGGAGCGCCGAGGGUGCCUCCGGCGAGUAAGAAAGUGGUGGCAAAUCUUCCGGUGAUUACGAUCACGGAGGAGAAGCUGAAGAAGCUUGGAGAGGAAGCGGAGUGCUGCAUUUGUAAAGAGAAUUUGGUCGUGAAUGAUAAGAUGCAGGAGUUGCCUUGCAAGCACACAUUUCAUCCGCCGUGUUUAAAGCCUUGGCUGGAUGAGCACAAUUCGUGUCCGAUAUGCCGGCAUGAGUUGGAGACCGAUGAUCAUGCGUAUGAGAGCCGGAAGGAGAGAGAGAGGGAGGCUGAAGAAGACAGAAAAGGCGCUGCCAAUGCGGUUAGGGGAGGUGAAUACAUGUAUGUUUAAUUGUUUGGAAGAGGAUGGUUUACUUGAAUAAUUUGUCGAUUUGCAGCUUCAAUUAUAAGUUUAUAUUCAUUCCAUCACAUUCUACUACUGGCUGUGAAUCCAACUACUUGUGUUGUAU